GCUCCUCAAUCGACAUCUCACAACUCACGUCCCCUGUUGCUCUCCGCUUUUUAUCGCUCCAGAACUUCACUCCUCAAGCGGACCAGCGUUUUUCAGAAAUGAAGCCAUCAAGGGUUUUCCGAAGCUACGAAGACCCAAUACAAGUGUGACCAGAGAGAGGUUCGAGUCUGCUAUGUCCGUUUUUCAGCCGAGCAUGUAGCAAGGAGGAGGAGAAUUCUUCGAUUCGAUCUUUUUUGUGCAAGGCCGCCCAACGAUCCCCGGUUAUCGUAUAGCUGCAAUCGAUUAUCAAGCAACUCUUUCUACAUUCAAAAUUAUACCAGAUUAGCUUGAAUCAGGCAUUGAAAACAUAAUACGCCCAUUCUGCUUUGCAUAUAGCCAAAACGGGCCUGGUUCACCAAACCAAUGGCCAGGUCGAGGUCGUUAAUAUGCUGUUAAACAUAUCUGUCAAUCGGGAUGUGUUGAAUCGCUACAAGCAGACUCCAUUGAUGGUGGUUGGAAUGCAUGGAAAGAUCACCUGUGUCCAGAAGCUCAUCGAAGGUGGGGCUAAUGGACAAUGAUUGUUUUGGCUGAAAUGGUUGACUCAGUUGAAUUUCUGGAUUGGAAAAAUCCUUUGGCUAACAGCUAUUUCAGCCAAACGGAGUCUUGGUCUUUAUGGAUUGAUUUGUUAUGGAGGACUCUCUAAUCUUGAUGGUUGAAUCACAAAAUGUGUGGGAGUUUGCCAGAUUUGUAAAUGUAAGAGAUGGUAAGGGAGCAACACCUUUGCUCUUGGCUUCUUGCCAAAGGCGACCUGGUAAUGUUCGUUUGUUGUUGACCAAUGGAGCUUUGGUCUGUACAUCAACUGGCGGAUAUGGGUGAUCCUUGAAAACUAUAUUUUUUCAGUUUUUGGUUUAUCUCUUUUUCUUUGUAAUUUUAGACCGAGAUGUUAGAGUGUGUAAUAACAGUUUUCCAGGCAGCACUCCUCUGGAUUUGGCUGCAAAAGGGGGAUCUCUUGAUUCCAUUCGUGAGUUGAUGGCAUGGGGUGGCGAUAGAAUCCAAAGAGAUGUCUCUGUGUUCCGUAGUCAGGGGCCGGAGAUUUUUCUUUGAUUCUUUCCUUCGUAGUUGCGACUUUUAACUUUGGUUCUUACCUGCUUACAGGUGGAUUUGUGCAUGAACAUUGUCUGGGGGCAGGGAGACUUCAUUGCCUUUUACAUGGAUGAGCACAAACAGAACUAGGUUGUUGAGCAGCAGAGUUUGAGAAGCUGGUUAUUGAGUAUAAUUUUUCCAAGUUCAGAGAUGCUUCUUCUUGGGGCUCUUUCGGCCUUGCCAGCCAACACUUUUAGUUACCUGCUAGAGGCGGUGAGGAAGCGUUAAUGGCAGCUGCCUUAUAAGGGAAGUGCCCAAUGCACAUGGCAGCUAGGUUAUCAGAAAAUCGUCAGAGACAAAGGACUGAUGGGUCUUUACAGAGGUCUGGGAGCAAGUUCUUUGAAAGUGAUACGUUCUUCAGGGAUAACUAGGAUGUUCUAUGAAGCUUGAAAGGAUGUAUUGAUCUGGGAGUGAAAAUCCUCUCCUUAAUAGCACUACAAUCACAAAAAGUAAUAUCCCGCAGCUACAAUCGCACCUCGACCGCAGCUAUUCAUGUAGUUGUGUUUCACGAACCAGUUUUUGUAUCAGUGAACAUGGCCGAUAACAAAGUGCAUUCAGAUUCGCCAUAACACCCACUCUCAGAUUUUCAAUUCAAACUUCUUUUACCGCAAUCAUCUUGGAUGGUUUUAUUAGAACACCCCAAAGGAUUUUUCUUCUUCAAAUUACUCACAUCAACGAGGUCAGUCUAAUUCCACCAUACUGAAAAUCGACAUGCCGAAACUGGCUCAGCUGUUCUAUAUCCAUGAGAAUGAAAUGAUACAUUGCACUUAUGCAUAUUUUGACCUGUGCUAUUUGAGAAAGAAUGCUGGUGGCAAAUGUUUCGAUUGCAAGGUGUUUGUUAUAAUUCCUCAAUGAAAAAUGUCUUGAUAUGAUGCCUAAAUUCUAGGAUUUUAGAAGCUAAUGCAUAUUUAUUAAUAUGGGAUAGCAUAAAUUAAUAAAUUGAUGCUAAUUCAUUUGUUAAGGAAACGAUAUAACAAACAUGGUAAAUAGUAUGGCUCUAAUUCUCAAUAUCAAGUUAAUUUUUUAGGAAAAAUUGAAAAUAAUAAUCCCAACUAUUGCCGGUCCGCUGAAAAUAAUCCCAACUAUUGAUUAUUGCUGUAUAGUCCCAACUAUAUAGACUAUCCGCCAAUAAUGGUCCAUGACCAUAUAUUACCUCUAUAAAAAGUGAAUUUUAAAUAGAAAUUAAGCGUAAAAAUUAAAAGUUGAGAUUAUUUAUAGGGAUUACUUGUUAUAUCUCAUCUCAUCCACUUUAGAAACUACAAGAAUUUAUACAUAGGGACCAUUAUUGGCGGAAGAUCCCUAAAGUUGGGAUUAUUCUGUAAUAAUCAAUAGUUAGGAUUAUUAUGAGCGGACCGCCAAUAGUUGGGAUUAUUACUAUCAUUUUUUCCAAUUUUUUAUGAAUUGAACAAAUAUCGAAAAUAGAUUUGUAUAGUUUGAGCUUUUCUUUGGUUUUCUUCACUACUUCUCUUUAUAUUUUAUUCUCCUCACAUUAAAUGGGAUCCACGAAUACCUUAUCAGAGAUUAUUGAAAUUAUUGAGAAAGGAAAAGCUCUCAGAAAGAACUUCCCCUUCAAGGUUCUAAAAAGGGUCUAUUUUAAAAAUAGGUAGUCUAAAGAAUCAGUUUUAAAAAUAUGCAACUUUCAUAUGCAUUCAUGUUCUCAACUAUUUUUCCGCCUAACAAUGAGUGUGUUUAAAAAAAGCAAGUUUUAACAAUUUAUAGUUUUUGUUUAAGGAAACGAAAUGAUGAACCAUUUUUUUUUUCUGAAUUGAGAUUUUGGAGAGGAAGUUAUUAAACUGAUUUUUAUAGGCUAAUGAGUUGAUGUAUUCUAAUUUUUUGUUUUAAAUUCAAGCCCUAAUCAAAUCUAAUCACAUCUCUAAAAUAGAUUCCUUUAAUUCUCCUAACAAAAUUUAAAAAUAAUAUCUAAAAUCGAUUUGUUUAGUUUGAAUCUUUCUUUGAUCUGACGAAAGAAUCAUUUAAAUCAAUUUUUACACAUGAAAAAGUAGGUUUGGUCAGGGUUGGCCCCUCUACCUAUACUCUUGGUAGUUAUGAGUACACAUUUUAGGUUCAGUGCAAUUUUUUGUUAAGUUUAGUUUUAACGGGUUGGGUGGGGAGUCACUUAAUUGUCUUUUGUUAGGCUGAAAAAUCAAGAUCAACACAUUUCAAGUGAAUAAAGCAAAUCCAAGAACCCUCUAUGAGAGUAGUACAAUCCAAUUAAUUGUGUGUUCUUUACACUAUCAUAUUUUCUUCCUCAACAUUUGCUCUAGAUCAAAUAAAUAUUCCCAUUUGCCUAUUCCCAUUUUCUUCCUCUUUGUGACUUUACUUGCAUAUUCCAAAUUUCAGCUUUGUUACGUUGGAUUUGCUGUGACAUUUGUGUCUUAAUCACUUUUGUAGCAACAUUGAUACUCUUUUUCAUAAAAAAACAGAAAGGUAUAGAGCAUAGAAGUGUUUUGUGAACAUGUUCCAAAGAGUAUGCAUAUUCAUGUAAGUACUCCGUUUUUUAAAAUGAACACAUGUAGUUUGUAUCAUUAAAUGGGAAUGAGUCAAGCCAUGCACUCAAGUUAAAUAGUGUAAAAAAAUAAAAAAACUAAAACACUUGACAAUGAUAAAGUUACAUUUAAUAUUAUAAAUUGUAGGGAGAGACUGAGACCAUUUUGUCUGGGAUGGGUGAGACGGGGUUUAACUUGAUUCUCCCAAAAUGAUGGGUAAUAGUUUGUGAGCUAUAAAAAUUUCAGAUUGAAAGAAGGCCCGAUAACUUGACCGGACCAAGUAAGAGUUGAGUCAUUUAAUACCUGAUUAGUCCGUAUUCUCUGAGAAAACAUACGUCAAUAUAAAAAAAUUAUAUUUUUUUUUACCUAUUUCAAAUAAUUUUGUGUUGGAGUUUCCAUUGCUUAGAGUACUUGGAUCCAUAAAUUAACCUUAAAAUUCGUUAGGAGUAAUAAUUGGAUGUUGUUGUUGUAGAGUAUUUGAUUCCACUGCAAGGUUUUUAUUAUUUAGUUGGAAAGAUGACAUUGAAUUCUAAAACUCAUACUCUCCUAUGUGCCGAAGUAGGAAAUUCAAAAAAGUUGUAAAGAAUGUAAUUCAAAAUGUCUUCAACAAUUUUAAUGUUUACUUAUUGAACUUCUAAUAUUUAUUCAUCAUUAUCAUCACCAUUACGAUAGAGCCGCAAAGGCUCUCACCUACGGAUGGUCAGGGGGUCAAAUGUAUGUAGCCUUACCCCUGUACUAAAGUACAAAUAGACUAUUUCUGGAUGAAUCAUGGUGAAAAUCGCGUCGAAAGUUGCAUGUCUAAUAGGUUAUAUUCUAGCUACAUAUACAGAUUCAUAAAUACACGUAUAUGUUUACAUUUACAAUAUUAUGAAAUACAUCUCGUGCAACGCACGGGUGAGAUACUAGUACUCCAAAAGAAAACAAUCAUAAGACGGAGACUUAUGUUUUGUUUGGAUAAAGUGGAGUUAAGUAAACCUCGUGCAAUAAAGUAAACCUAAGUUUCAAUAAAAGUGGUUAACCUAAGUGAACCUAAGUUUACGCGUAAAAUAGUGUUUGGAAAUAAAUAAGGUAAAGCUAGGUUAAUGGAAUAAAUGUUGCUUGGAUGAAGGUACUAUAACUCAUUUUAUGGGAGUGUUUUGGUUUGUUUAAAAAAAGCGUUUUUCAACUUUUGGCUUAAAAAAAGCUGAAUAGAAUGUUUUCAAAUGACAGUUUCUGCUUAAAUUAAACACUUAAAAGCUAAAAGCUGGAAGCAAGUAGAAGGGUGCUUUAAACUGCUUUUUACUUUUUCUAUUACACAAAAAGUACUCCCUCAGUCCCUAAUAAUUUUGCCAAGUUUGACUGGCACGGGGAUUAAUAAAGUAAAAGCUGUGUGGUUGAGGUUUGUGCAGAGGAGAGAGAAUUAACUGGAACCACAAAUUCUUUACUUGAAAAGGAAAGUGGCAAAGUUAGUGGGACAUCCAAAAAAGGAAAGUUGGCAAAGUUAUAAGAGACGGAGGGAGUACUUAUUUUAUCAAACACUACAAACUUUUACUUUUUCAGAAUCACUUUUUUUUCAAACACUACCAACUUUUACUAUUAAUCACUUUUUCCAAAAUCACUUUAAAAAAUCACUUUUUUAAAGUAAGCAAUCACAAACACUCCCUAUGUUAACUGAGAACUUAACCUCCAAAACCUCCGUUUUGAAGGUUCUUUAAUUUCAUAUGUUUCUAGUUUCUCGGAAGUUAAGUAAGAUUAACCCAUAACCUAGAUUUUUUGUUACAACAACAAAAACAAACAAGGUUAACUAACAAUUAUACCUGUAAUAAUCUAAGUCAUUAAAGAGUACUCCGUACAUCUUUGAAAUAAAAGGUAUGCGGACCAUUUAAGUUGUAGCUGGUUGGAUAUAUUUCUUUAAAAGAAGUACUCCCUCCGUCCCAUUUUGGUUGUUCUACUUUCCUUUUUGGGUUGUCCCAAAAUGAAUGUCUUGUUUCCUUUUUUGGAUGAAAUAUGUGGUUCUUAUCAAUUCACUUUAUUAUACUCAAAUCUCAACCACAACUUUUACUUUUCAACCACUUUAUUAAUAAUCGUGCCAAAUUGAAAGUGGACAACCAUUAUGGGACGGAGUAGUAAACAACAAUGAUAUAUGCUCCUCCUGGCCCACCUUGAGCACAGCAUCGGCAUCAAUAAUUGUUGUUAGAUAUGCUCCUCCUGGCCCACCUUGAGCACAGCAUAGGCAGCAAUAAUUGUUGUUAGAUCAGUUCGUAUACCGUGGGAUCAUCCCACGGUGAGCAGCAUGCUCCACAUCCCAAAACGACAUAGUUUUAAUCAAAUUUAAAAAAUGCGUGAACAGUACACGCGUGUACAGUACUUUGUUUUUUAUUUUUCUCUUGUUCUAGUAACAGAAUGAUGUCACUCGCGUGUAAAGAAAUGUAACUCACAUUAAAAAGAAAUGUAACUUCAGUCAAAUUGAAGUGUAGGUUGUCUAAAACAGAAUAUAAAAAGUAAAACAUUGAUUUCAAUGUAAAUAAUGAAAAAAAGGAGUCAAUUGCCCAAUUAUGUUACAUAAAUAGUGUAUUAUCAAGGUUAUAAAAAUGAUUUUUUUUUCUCAAAACGAUUUUUCUUUGAAUAGCAAGGACUUAUUGUAUUGUCGCUAUUGUGUAACACGUAUUAUAUUCUGGUGUAACUCACGUUAUGUAAAAUGUAAAUCACAUGUAAGUGUGAUGUAACUUGCUGAGAAAAGUUGACAUGUAACUCUCGUGUUACAAUAUGUAAUGUUAGCCAAACUGAAAUGUAACUUGGGUUUAUGUGAAAUGUAACUUGAAUCCAAUAAAAAAAAUAAGCAUACAAAAGUAACUUGAGCCCAAAUAUAAUCAAAAUAAUUGAGUGGAAGAGACCAGAAUGCAUUUUCCUCAGAUUUUUAAUUAGUCAUAGGUAUGACUUAUUGUACGAAGUAUUUGUAUUGAAUCUCCGCAUGGACUAGAUGAUUGGGAUCAGAGUUUGUUGUUAUGCUGGUUUAUCUGCGCCCCUCUUGAAGCGGAGAGCAGAAAUUGACCAGAGUGGAAGAAAACCUAUUGUUUCUAAGCACAACAUAUGCAGCAGCGAAGCAAUUGCAGAUGCAGAACGGACGAGGUUGAGCAGUGAUGGAAGCACAGAGGCAGAGUAAAGGGACCUAUUAUUUCAUUGCUCCAGGCAGCUACGCAAUUACAAAGGCGGUGGGAACGAAGCGCAAAAGAGGUUUUGUAAUUUUUUUAAUAAAAAACGAUAUCGUUUUGGGAUCGGUACACCGUGAGGACGGUGCGCCGAUCCCACCAUAUAAUUUGCGUUGUUAGAUAUGCUACUCCUGGCCCAUCUUGAGCAUAGCAUCGGCAGCAAUAAUUGUUGUAGAUAUGCUCCUCCUGGCCCACCUUGAGCACUCGGCAGCAAUAAUUGUUGUAAAUAAUAAAAUGGGAAAAUCAAACUUUUAGUCAAGAAAAUGAAAUGUCGAACCCGUAUUUUCAAUUUGGAAAUGUCGUCCCUCAAUUGUCCUAAAUGCUAUAAAUGUGGUCUUUUUAGGAGUGAAAUAUACAAUGCUUGCGAGAGUUCAUUUCACCCCUUAAAGGACCACAUUUACAACAAUUUAGACAAUUGAAGGGUGACAUUUACAAUAUCAUAAAUACGGGUCUGACAUUUACAAUAUCAUAAAUAUUGGUACGGCAUUUCAUUUUCGUGAUCAUUCCCCCUAGUAAAGUACUCCGUAAUUAUUACUAUUUCCUUCUGGAAAUGAGAGUCCCAUUUCUUUUUUAUUCAAAAAUUAAGGAAGGAAGGAAGGGUUGAAAAGGUAAAAGUUGAGAUUUGAGUAGAAAAAUGUGAAAUGAUGUGGAUCACAUCUUUCUUUUCAAAAGAGGAAAUGAGACUAUCAAUUUGGGAUGACUCAGAAAAGAAAUACAGGACUAUCAUUUUGGGACGGAGGAAAUACUAUAUUUAUUACUUCUAUUGUGAGUUUAAUGCACUGAACCCUCUCGUAAUAUAGAAAGUCAACGCAUUAGCUCCUGUGAUUUGAAAAAUGCGUGAACUCUGUUGUGUUUUAAUUAAUCAUGCACAGAACCCUUUUUUUGCAUAAAUUUAACGAUUUGAAAAUAACUUUUCCUGAUAUUUUGAUUGAAUAUACAAGUAAAUAUGUCAAAAUCUCUGAAUCAUACAAAAAUGUUAAUCAUUUUUCAAAAAGGAUUUUGCACAUAACUAAUUAAAACACAGGAGGAUUUGACACAUUUUUUAAAUCACAGGGGCCAAAACGCUGAAUUUUCAUAUCACAUGGGUUUGGUGCAUUAAACCCCUUGCAGUUCAUCAAUAUCUUUCUUCUCUUCAGCCAAAAAAAAAAAAGAUAGUCCGUAUCUUUCUUCUCUACCUCGCUAGUCAUCCGUUCUUUUCUGUUCUAGCAUGUCUUACAACAUUCCUCUUAUCUCUUCACUACCAAGUUCUUUGGAUUUCAAGAUAAGGAUCAUUGGGGAUCCAACAGUCCUGCUCUUCUAUGAAGGUGUAACAACUUUCCAAUGCAAUAGUGACCAAUUUGGUCAAGUAACAGUCAAAGCGACCCCGACUUGCUAUUCACAAAACUUGAGGGCUUCGUUUCUGUUUAUUAAGAACUCAUUGUGUGGAUUACCAAAUAUCCUCAAGCCACUUCUUAUCCAUAAAGAGCAAUGGAUAAGCUAUUUCGUGUAUGAGGGUUAUGAAGAACUUUUCUCCGAGCACCACAUGACCAAAUUUUUCAUAAAGUAAGUAUUGUGAUAUUUUGUGCUAUUAAUUAGACCUAUAAUUUUAUAAAAUGUUACGAGUUGAGCUGUGGUUUAUAGGAGUAUUGUGAUAUUUUAUAAAAUGUUAAGUAAAAUCGGGAAUGGUUAUAGGAGUUUAUUGAUCGCAUAUAACUUUUUUUUUUUACUAUUUUUUAGGGAUCUGAUAGAGGUUGUGGUAUCUGUUCAAAGCAUUGUUGGUAGCCAUGGAGGGUUACAUAAAAGACAAAAUAUGUCAUUUGCACCGGACAUUGGAAACUUGAUGGUGCAACUGGGAGUCACAAUUCUUCAUCUCUGGAAAGGAUAUUGAAGAUUUAGGACAACUUCUCGAGAAUUUGUUUGGCAGUACAAAUCAUGAGUGCCACCCAUGAAUGCGAAACUUAAUCAUCAUGCUCUUAAGUCAAAGAUCACCACUGUAAGCUCACUUUUAUUUGAGUUUUACUAUUGGAGCUAAACUGUCGGAAUUGUGAAGUGUAACAAUAAUGGUCUUAUAAUUAGCUGCUGACAUCAUCAAGACAUCAAGAGUUAAUUAAUAAAUCAUGAUUUAUUUUUUCUUGAUAAUACCUUUGAAACAGGCAAAUAAGAUUGUGAAGUAUAGACUUUGGCACAAGAUUUAAUAAGAAAUUAAUAGGGGUAGGAUAAAAGGCGUAGUGGGUUGUGUGUAAAGAAAAAAAUAGGAAAGAGAAUAAAAAAGUAAGGAAGAGAAUGAGGAUAAAUGGGUAUAUUUAUUGAAAAAAAAUUACCAAAAAUGGAAAGAGAGACAAAUAAUAGAGAAUAUCCCAAAAUAGAAAGAGAGACAAAUAUUAGAGAACGGAGGGAGUAUAUACAUAGUAUUAUAUAUAUAUAUAAAUUUAUGAUCAAAUACAAAGUCAUUUUAAUUUACAAAGUGCAAAUUAAUCCUAACCAUCCAUUUCAAUGAGAUUAUAUUGAGAUUACUGUGUAUUAAUUUGGAAGUUCCCAAAAACUCUCCAUAAUUGGCUAUGUAUGUGUGUAUGUGUGUGUGUGUCUGUGUGUGCGCGCGCACGCGUG
This is a messenger RNA of Cuscuta epithymum, 9382 nucleotides long. The record is from the annotation of a GenBank genome assembly. Lineage: Eukaryota; Viridiplantae; Streptophyta; Magnoliopsida; Solanales; Convolvulaceae.